AUGCCAGCCUCAUUGAGAAUUGAGCUGUUCCCUGCUCAUCUUGAACCGAUGAUCGCCUUUUAUACCGAUAUCUUGAGCUUCAAGCUGAUUAGACACGAGGGCGAUUACGCCUACCUUCAACGAGACAAUAUCUUCAUCGGGGCUAUCGAGACCGGGUCAACAGAGACUCUUGAGCAGAAGGAAAGCUACCGCCGUCCCAGCAAGGGAAUCGAAAUCGUCAUUGAAGUCGACGACGUGGACAAGGAGAGGGACUUUGUGCUGAGAAAGGGUUGGAAGCUGGAUGCAGACAUCGAGUCGCAGCCUUGGGGGUUGCGAGACUUUCGGCUGGUAGAUCCUGACGGCUACUAUCUUAGAAUCACCUCGCACAGUUCAAAGAAAGACCGAGGACAUGUGGUCUGA
Messenger RNA from Capronia epimyces CBS 606.96, 399 nucleotides. RefSeq lists its product as uncharacterized. The coding region runs from base 1 to 399 and encodes 132 amino acids. Lineage: Eukaryota; Fungi; Ascomycota; Eurotiomycetes; Chaetothyriales; Herpotrichiellaceae. The record is from RefSeq and is a predicted model, not a curated record. The transcript has a single exon.